CCCAACAUGACAUCAAAUUCAUGUGCGAUUUCCGAUUUUUUAAAACUUCUGUCACACUCAUCAUAAUUCAAAACGAAAGAGUAUUUCUCACUUUUAAAUGGAACAUAAAAAAGACAAAAAUAACAAUCAUAAAUUAACACACCACAAAAUACUCCUGGAAUAAACAAGCCGUCUUUUCACAUCACUGGUAAUACAAUUCCAGGUUCAUCCCAUCGUGAAUUUCAUCUUCUUGAAGCUUAAUAUGAUCCUUGAAAAUUGUGUACCAUUUCUUCAAUACAAUUUUGUCACAUCGUGUACCAGUUUGAGCUGCAAUCAAUUUCUUCAAAUCUCCAAUUGUAUCAUCAGGAUUGCACUUAACUCGCACUUUCUUGCCAAGACGAUCAUUGCAUGUAACUUCCAACAUGAUAACAGACUUCAGGACUUACGGGAAACGCGUGACUUCUCCAGAUUUCUCUGCAAGAGCCACCGCUUGGCUGUCACAACCUAGUAAUCUGAAAUGCCCUAUAACCAAAUUGCUUGCGCCACUUGUUUUCCGAUAUGCCCUUGCCUUCUCACGCUUCCCACCCAGUCAGCUUGCUUGCAAGUUGCGACAACUGACGACGCCAAUGAAUAAUUGCCAACUGUAGACCAAUAUGAAGAAUAAAUUCUACGCUAAAUUUAAUCGUUUUCAAUUUCACUGCCUCAUAGAAGAAAAAAAUCAAGUUUUUUAAUGUGUUUUGCAACAAGAAGUAUUAUGUACAUAUCUAAGUAUUAUUUUCUGUAAACGUCAUAAUUCGAGCUUUCUGUUUACCGGAAGGUGUUCAAUUGUCUUAGCUCCACAUCACUCCGACACAUCGCACCGACUGAAGUUCAUGUAGUACAGCUGGUGGCCGCUUUUGGCUGGCUGUUGGCAACAUGGCUCAAGUGAGAGAUGUAUUAAGCAAAUGUGAAGAAUUAGCCGAUCAGGUACUACGCCAAGGGAAGUAUGUGUUGCCUACAAUUGCCAGGCUUUGCCUAAUAUCAACAUUCCUUGAAGAUGGUAUCAGAAUGUGGGUCCAGUGGACAGAACAACAGGAAUAUAUGGACAUGUCAUGGGGUUGCGGAAAAUUUUUAGCUGCGUUAUUUGUUCUAAUUAAUUUAAUAGGUCAGCUGGGAGGGUGUGUUAUGGUUUUGGGUAGAUUCCGUGUUUCUAUUGCUUGUGGGAUUCUCUUUUUUAUUGUAGUUCUUCAGACUAUAGCAUACAGUAUAUUAUGGGAUCUUCAGUUCCUUUUCCGCAAUUUGGCCUUAAUUGGUGCUCUACUGCUUGUUCUGGCAGAAAGUAGAGUGGAGGGCCGAAGCUUAUUUGCCGGAGUACCAUCACUUGGGGAUAACAAACCGAAGAAUUAUUUACAACUAACAGGCCGAAUACUUUUGGCGUUUAUGUUUGUUACAUUGCUGAGAUUCGAAAUUAACUUUCUUCAGAUUGUUCAAGAUCUUGCAGGAUCUAUUCUGAUGGUUCUUGUCACCAUUGGCUAUAAGACAAAAUUAAGUGCUCUAAUUUUGGUGUUGUUGUUAACUGCCCUGAAUUUCUAUCAUAACGCUUGGUGGAAUAUUCCUGCCUACAAACCAUUAAGAGAUUUCCUCAAAUAUGAUUUUUUCCAGACUUUAUCUGUUAUUGGAGGAUUAUUAAUGAUUGUCUACCUGGGACCUGGUGGUGUGUCCAUGGAUGAGCAUAAGAAGAGAUGGUAGGAUGACUAGAAGAAUUGGUCCAAAGUGAAGUUAGAAAAUACAUUGUUGUGGAUGAAGGGGAAAUAGGAGUAUGCUGUUUUAUGAGCACUGAUAAGUGAUGGAUUGUUAAUACAACACAAAAAUGCAUUAUUACUUUUAAAAAUAAUUGUGGUUAAAGGUCUUCCUUUACAGUUGAAAGUUUGAAACUUGACUUAUGGGUGGAUCACUGAUUAUGCAGUUAGUUUGGCCAGUAGAAAAGUACAGUGUUCUCACUGAUGCGUAUUUUACCUGUCUGACGAGUGUUUUUAGAUUUCUUAUUUUUCCAUGAAAACUAAGAAUCCAUUGUGAAAAAGUGAUGUGAGUUACAACAGUUUAAAGAUUUCUGUGUUUUCUUUUGUAAAACAUUCAAAUUGGUAAUUUCAGUGUACAGUAACAUUGCUUGCAGUCAGAGAGGAAUCUGAAUUAGCUUCAGAAAAUUGCUGUGCAUAACAGUUAUCAAAUAAUUUCUGACAAUUUAAUUCAUCAUCAACAUAAACAAAUUUGAGGAGUGUCUUAAAAUUACAGUUCAGAUUUUAAUUUACACAGAAGGUACUUGAAAGUAAUUUUCCAAUUAGAUUUGUUCUUAUGUAUUUGAUAUGUGGACAAUGGGGCAUAAAUAAAGUAAAUAGGGAUAAUUUAAUGUAGUUUGGGUUUAUCUCAAGAGGGAUGUGCUUUUUUGAUAAAUUUAAUAUUCAGGUUGUACUUGCUUACGAUGUUGCAAUUGAAUAUUAAUCAUCAUGCUUACGUGUAUGAACUCACUUCUAUAUUUAAAUUUUUUGACCAAAAUGUGAUUUAGAGAAUUUUACUUCAUUGAUGCUUGGUCUUGGUUGCUGCACUCGAAGCAGUGUUGUUUUUCAAUUUCUGUAGUAUUGGUUUUACUUUUUUUUAUCAACUCUACAAUUGUGGAAGGAGAUGUAUAUUUGACUUUCAUUUAUUUACUUCAUACAUAUCAGUACAGUCAACUGAAAACUUGUUCUGUAUAUAAAAGCAGGUAAAUUCUUUUUUAUCAUUGUAUUUGAUGUAGGAAUGGGAGUGUUGUUUAUGCCCUUGUGUGUGUGUGUGUAUGGUUAUUGGGUAUAUGGUAUCUGGUGUGUUUGACCAAUUUUAUAUUUGUUUAAAGUCUGACUUGUUCCCUGUGGUUUAACAAGAAUAUGGUUUGUUGGAUUCUAUAUUUGGACAUUUCAGUGUAGCAUCUUCAUAACAUUAGAAAAAAAACAAUGCAAUGUUUUUGUUGGUGAUUAAGCAGGGAUUAAUGAAGGAUUGAUACUGAUAUUUUGUAAAUCAAAUAAAUCUUAUUUUAUACUUCCUUAAUUUUUAUAAAAAAAAUCACAUAAUUUUAUAUAAAUGUGUACAUUUUGGGUACUGUGUAUAUAUAAGUACUUUCAUCCUGAUGACUACAUUCUUCUGUAUUUAAGUCAGUGUUCCGAAUUUUGCAGUUUUGAAGGAUAUGAUUGUGUGAUACGAGAAAAUUGGAUAUUUUUCAAAAGUAUUGGUGAUAGAAUAAAUUAUUUUCAAUCAUUAAAAUAUUUCUUUAAUUUAUUUAAUUGCUUUUGUAAUAUAGGUUAAAGUGUUGAUGAAAAAAAAACAACUAUGAAUUAUAAUAGUUGAUAUUUAAUUUCAUGAUUUAACCCAUCAGAAAACACAAAUAUAUUUUGACAUUUUUUUAAUGCGUAUUUUGAUAGAGUUGGUGAGUGAGGUUUGUUUCAGUUCUGCGGAAGUUCAUUUUAGCUGACCUGUCCCAUUUUUCUUAUUGUAAGCAGAAUUGAAAAAUACUUGCCCAUUGAAUGCUUUAAUUUUGAGUAUACAUCCUCAACAUUUAUAGAAUUUUGAAAUAAGGAAAAUUAUUAAAAUGAAAAAUGAAUCAUGAUUAAUUUUGAAAAUUGAGAACUAUUUCUUGAUAUAUAUCUUAGUUGCUUGAUAUUUGUGAAUAUUUUUACUGCCAUGAAGAUCAUUGUUGAAAGGUAUUCCUGCCAUUUCCGGCAUGGUUAAAAGUCUUUUUAUGUCACUAUUGAUAGAAAGAUCAGACAUUUUCUGCAAGGAAUAUGAAGUACAAUAAUUCUUUGAUAUUUUCUAUUCUUGAGACAAAAGAACUAUUGAAUUCUUUCAAAAUCAUCUCUUAUUUAUAUUGUGUUCUCUGUUCCACCAUAAAAACAUUGUGGUGUUUCUUGAAAAUGAGUAGACUUUUAGUGUAAUUCAAAAUUGGAGAAACCAUUUUAAUUGUGCAUUUGAGAUCAUAUAACAAUAAAAUUGUUACUUUAUGACCAUUCCUUGUCUACUUUACUAAGUUUACUAUUGGGUAAAAUGUAACGCACAUAAAUUGACAGGCUGUGCUGGAUGUUUGCUCUCAAACAUUUUAUGAAUGUUCAGUUUCAUUUCAUUAAUAUUAGUCUACAUUCCACCUUUGUCUACCGUAUGAACAUUAAAUGUAUAAUUUUACUUGCUCUGAGGUUCCACUGUGUAUGGGGUAAAUUAGAAAUGGAAGUUGAGUGUUGUAUUGUAAUUUUUUCUCCAUGUCAUAUACCAAGGUCUUUCAUUUGUAUGUGUGAAUUGAAGACAUUUGAAAAUUGUUGGUACUUAGCCAUUUUGCAUUAUAUUUUUCUUUCAAACUUUGAGCAGAUGAAUGUGCUCAAUGGCAAACUGUUACUUAGUUAGUAAGCAUUCUGUAUAUUCACAUAAAUUAUCUAGAACAACCGCAACUAUUCCAAAUUCUGUGAAUAAGACAUUGAACAAAGUGUUGCACAGUGAUACGGUGAUGGCUUCCUGAUUUGGAGGACCUAGCUCAAAGUCCUGAAUCUAUGUCACAGUUUUUAUCUAAUGAUUACCUUCCAGACCAGCUCUGGAGUCAGUCCACCCUCCUUUCCAAAUGAGUACCAGGAUCUUUCCUGGGGGUAAGACCAGGGCAUUGCGCUUGCCAAUCAACUUCCUCCUUGGGCCACAUCGGCCUGUGUACAAUUGCACUGGGGCACCAUUACCUUUUACCUUUGAAAUCUUCUUUUUUUUUUAUUGCACAGCUUAAUAAAAUUUUUUGCUCAUGUGCAAUG
Molecule: messenger RNA, 4766 nt
Organism: Gryllus bimaculatus (two-spotted cricket)
Lineage: Eukaryota; Metazoa; Arthropoda; Insecta; Orthoptera; Gryllidae
Source: the annotation of a GenBank genome assembly